Messenger RNA from Spodoptera frugiperda (fall armyworm), 1977 nucleotides. Its product is annotated as L-threonine dehydratase catabolic TdcB-like. NCBI's taxonomy places the organism in Eukaryota, Metazoa, Arthropoda, Insecta, Lepidoptera, Noctuidae. Gene Ontology annotation, biological process: L-threonine catabolic process; L-serine catabolic process. The transcript is spliced from 11 exons. The record is from RefSeq and is a predicted model, not a curated record. Bases 201 to 1664 code for a protein of 487 amino acids. Gene Ontology annotation, molecular function: threonine deaminase activity; L-serine ammonia-lyase activity.
CAAAGAGUAAAGGAUGAGGAGUAAUUAAUGCCAACAUCAAUUCAUUAAACGUCAGUUAGCUGACGGAACAUGUAAAAAUCAAUAAACAUUACUAAAUUAUAAUUACCAAUUACUAAAUUAAAUUGUAACGUAGCCUUCAAUGAAACUGUGUCUCCUAGUGUUCCAAUUUGUUAUCGUUUGAAUCAUAUCUAGCCGCCAUUAUGCCUAAAAAGCGGAACAGACCUCCGUCACCAGCACCAUCUCCUGUAAAAGAGAAGGAAACGCUUGGCCUAUCGCCAGCAGUACUCGGCAAACGAGAUUUCGUCAAGAAAGAUUAUUGGUGUCCAAGUCCCUCGAGCAAUGAUUUCGACCCCUAUUCCGAUCCAUUCAAUCCGAAAACUGUGAAUUACAGUCAAGUUGUUAAAGCUGAUGAAAUAAUUAAAGAAUCUAUUCCUUCUACUCCACUCUUGAAAUCCAAAUGCUGCGAUAUGUUUGGGAUGGAUUUAUACUUUAAAAUAGAGACUGGUAGUAGAACUGGAUGUUUCCAUGAACGAUCAGCGUUGUACGCUCUGCUCAUGUUGACGCCAGAGGAACGUAAAGGGGGCGUCUUUACGGCAUCCGUAGGAAAUUGGGCUAUGUCUUUAGCCUAUCAGGGACAGAUACUUCGCGUGAACGUGACGGUGGUGCUCCCUGCGCACACGCAGUUGUCCAUCAUCAGCCACUGCCAAGACUACGGCGCCAACGUCGUACUGCAUGGGAAGACCGUUUUCGAAGCGAGAAAACGCGCUUUCAAAAUAAUACACGAUCAAGGAGGUCAUGGCGUCUAUAUCAGCGGCUACGACCAUCCCAACGUGAUAGCAGCAGCAGGAUCUAUCGGCAUUGAGAUAUUGGACCAGCUUCCCGACACAGAGGCAAUUCUUGUUCCCAUCGGCGGUGGAGGAUUAAUAGCUGGCAUUGCCGCGUUCGUCAAACACGUCAAGCCAAAUGUUCUGAUUUAUGGCAUAGAGCCGGGCAAAAGCUGCAGUUUUGCAAAAGCCAUGCAGAACGAGAGCCCAUACAAAAUCGAAGCCGAAAUGGGUCUCGCAGCCUCCCUAACUAUUCCUAAAGUAGGCGAUAAUGCUUUCCACACAGCCAGAUCGCUUAUCGAUAAAAUGGUGUUAAUCCACGAUGACUUCACGGCUCGAGCAAUAGUACAUCUAAUAGAGAUGGAGAAAAUUAUAGCGGAAGGUGCUGGAGCCAUCAGCCUGGGAGCUCUCAUGUGCAUGCCCGACAUACUGCCCGAGUUACAAGGGAAAAAGGUAGUGACCAUCGUGACUGGAGGUAACAUAGACCUAUGGCCUUUGAAACGAGCCAUGAUACAAGGGAAGGCUGUGGAACAUCGCGUCGUACCCAUAAACUUAGUUAUAACCCCUCGCAAUACAGAUUUACCGAGUCAAGCAUUCAGGGUAUUACAAGAAAUGGAUUGCAAUUUAUUGCAUUGUGAAUUUUCUGGCAACCACGACUGGAUGGAGGAGAAUAAAUUUAUGCAGCACAGUCUGACCAUUAUCUGUGAGACCAAAGGCCACAAGCACGCUUGUCUAAUGAGGCAUGUGAUGGAGAAGCUCUUCCCAGGCCAGUGUGAAUUCGACAGCGAAGUCUUCAAACCGAUCGUCAUUUGUUCGUGCUUCCCAAAACUUAUUUACUGAAAACAUAGGAGGGCCAAAACCAAACCAAGUUUUGGUACACUCCCAGAAUACGACUGUCUUUUCUUUUUUAAUCACUAUAAAUAUUUCCUUCUCGCUAAUUUUAGUGUUCGUUUACAAACACGAAUUUCGUAAUACAAUCUUACCUAUUUAUUGUCGGAAAAAUCAUUUUAGGCCUUCUAAAAUUGACUAGUAUUAUUUACGUUUCGUAAUCGGGUUUUUCUUGAAGAUAUAAUACAAUCAAGUAGAAUUUCAGUAUAUUUUUUUAUGUUGAAUAUUAUUUAACUUACGUUGUAAAGUAAAUGUUAUUAUGUCA